Alternaria conjuncta is the source of this 4134-nucleotide messenger RNA. RefSeq lists its product as uncharacterized. The record is from RefSeq and is a predicted model, not a curated record. Bases 1 to 4134 code for a protein of 1377 amino acids. The transcript has 5 exons. Lineage: Eukaryota; Fungi; Ascomycota; Dothideomycetes; Pleosporales; Pleosporaceae.
AUGUCGGAUACUGUCCAACCGCCGGGAACUCCGCCCGCUGCAGACACGCAAACCGCAACAACGGCAGACGAGCAGCCUGCGUCCCCCACCGAUAUGAAUAACACUGUCGUCGACCCAGUCAACCAUGCAACUAGAGACCCCAAGUUCAGUCCGGGAGCCGGCCAGGCCUUCUUUUCUACCGAACUUGGUACCCGCGCUCCCCGUUCACUAGGUCCAAUUCGUGCGCCCGUCAUCGCACGUAGCGUCCAAGGUCCUGCGGCUGUGGUGCAAGCAGCGACCCAUUGGCAGGUAAAGUACAAGAAUCAGUGUCUCUGCAUUCUACUCUCACAGGGGUGGACCGUGGAAGACCUAUGGGAUGCCGAAGAUGUCCACAUCGAGGGCAGGAAAUUCUGCGAAGAGAUGUUGACCUUCAUCUCCCGGAACACCUACUACGCAGCGGACCGAUUCGCUAAGGAUUGGGCGCUCGCGCAUCCAGAUCGAGUCGACUUUAUCGGGCUUCAGAUGGGCGACGUCUACGACAUCAACGAUCCGCUUGCCAUCGUCGACCAGAUCUUCGUGUUCGGCGAGCCUCUCGGGUUCCCUCGUGUGUUCCUCUGGCACGUCGCUCAUAUUCUGAUUACUACAUGGAUCGAGAUGAACAAGGCGACUAACGAGACACUGCGCGAGAGCCUGACGCCACAAGCACGCACUUGGGGUCAACAGUCCACCAAUGAAGCAACCCAGCCUUCGUCCACCCUUGUCGAGAUGUCUACAGACAAGAAAGGCAGUAAGAAAAACCGCAAGAUCACACGAUCUCGACCCAGCAAACUGACCACACCGGCAGAGCCUUCGUCCGCCGUCGAUAAGCCAGACCAUGUCGCGAAUGAGUCUUCCGAAGUACCAGAUCAGCCCAACAUGCGCUAUGCUCCUCCACGCAUCCCGUCGCAGGGUCUUGCUCAGCGUGGGGGCCAUUCUGCUCCAUUGAGGAGCGGCGAUAUGGGUGUUCCGGCAGGGCCCUCGAGACCGUCGCCCAACAUGCAUGCGCUAUCCUUGAACAUUCCAAAAUCCAAUCGUAACAUGAACUCCGGAUCCUACGUUCAGCAACGCGGCUGGGUCGAGAACAACAACCGCACUGCAUAUGGUCCAUACCCACGACAGCCUUCUGGCGCUAUGCCUGCCAUGCAGUCGCCUCACUUCCUACCCCCGCAAAUGGCACCGGGCCAACAUAUCGCACAGCCAAUGAUGUCGGGUGUAGUUCCGUAUGUUCAGGUGGUCCAUCAUGGCUUUGCUCUCCAGCACCCCGACCCUGGCCUGAUGUCUCGAGCACAACUCAACUACCAGCAGAACAUGAUGCAAGCUCAGCCAAUAAACCCUAUAUUCACGCAGCAGCCACACAGCCAGCACGUCUCGAUGGGCGACAUGACUAACAACAUGAUGCUUCAACAUCAGGAUCCUCGUGCGCCGGUCCCCCGUCGUUCCAAUCCACCGCGCAACCCCCAAGAGCUCUACGAUCCUUACGGUGGCAACAACCCUAAGUUCAACGGUGCCCCGGGUCAUAACAACACAGGCCGGAAGGGUGGUAACAGCGGCUUCGCCGCUCAGUCUGGUCGUGGCCGCAAAGUAUCCAACCCAGGCGGGCGAGAGUCAUAUAACAGGUCCAACGCUGAUUACAGCGGCAACGUUCCAUCCAGCGGACCUCGAUAUGCCGACUACAACAAUCGACGUCGCCCAUCGGAAGACGACCCGGCUAUCACUGGCGACUCCGUCUCUGGUUGCGGUCAUACAUGGAUUGGGCCCAAGAACCAGACCGUCACCGAGCUUUGGAUCGGAGAUUUGUUACCCGAUACCGGCGAGUCUGAAAUUGCACAGAUGUUCAAGCAGACGAUCGGCAUUAACCCUAUCGCGGUCUCCUUGAGGGGCAACAAGAUCGGUGCAAGUUCUAUUCAUGCCUUUGCUACGCGAUUCUACCAGAGGGAUAUACCAUCGAGUUCAAGCUAUUUCGAUCAGUCACAUACUGGGCGUGAUGCUUCACGCAUGUCGAUUCAGAAAGACGAUAAGCCUGUCACUGAUGUAGAGUCAAAUGCACCUAUAGAGAGCGCCAAGGCAUCGUACUCUCCCCAGGAUGCUAGAAGCGGCCUGUUGAAGAAGCCAUCCCCGCAGUUGGACGUUCCUAGCUAUCCAGAGACAGGAGACGUCAAGCUCGAGAUGCCCAAACAUCAGCAGAAAUCUCCUACAAAGAAGAACAAGGGCAAAGGUAGGCGCGAAUCAACAGUCAAGAACACCGAUGCAGCCGAUGAGAAGACGAAAGCUGCUGGGAAGCUGAACUCUGAUAGCCCAGCUGUCACGAAAGAGGAAGAAACCGGCACAGAGUCUGCCAAAACCAUCACUGAACCUACGAAGCCAGCGACUGUCGAUGGGCCUACUUCUUCGGCUGAAGAACAUAAAUCCUCUCCCUCCGAAUCUACACCAGCGCUAGACCAGCCGGAAAAUGUAGCCGACGCCUCUACCGUACUGCCACCCAAGGAUUCGGAGACGCCAGAGGCAGAACAAGACACCAAGACAACACAGAAAGAGCGUGACACUGACGUCCCUCUCAACUUCGCGGGCGCCCUUGCUAAGAAUCUAGAGACUAGAUCUGACGCUACUUCCAUCGCUAAGGAUAGUGAGAACACAGGUGGCGGGCCUUCCAGUACAGCUCCGAUAGAAUCGCCUGCGCAUUUAGCAGACAACGACGUCUCGGACGAUGAGGCCAAGAACGACACUAGCUUCCAUUCUGCGCCAGAAAUCCAGCCUGAGUCUGUGCAAGCGCAGCCGCAACCAGAGCUCCAGGACAAGGCGAUGACUACGAACCAUGAAACCACAAAGUCGCCAUCUAUACCUACCGAGACCAGCCUGAAUAAAUCCCCAACACUGAUCACCCCGCGCAAUACUACUCAGUCUGAUCCACCUGUAGCUGCGCCCCCAAAAAAAGAUACCGCGCCUCAGCUUCCAGCGUCGGAGAGUACACAAGAUCCUACAACAACCGCUACUGCUCAAGGAAACGAAGAGAUGUCAACAGCUGCAGAGACCUCACCCGUCACUGCAACCAAGAAAGCUGGUGCUCAGCAGAUGCAGUCGCUCCACCCGUUUGCGAAGAGCAACAAGUCUCAGGCCAAACGAGAAAAGGAGGCCAGAAAGAAGCAGCAGAGGAAAGAAGACGCUGAUCGGGUCGCUAAGGCGAAGGCUGAUAAGGCCGUAUCCUCGCAAAAGCCCAACGACGGUCCCUCCGCUCAGCGUGAGACUGGGUCUCUAGGAGACUCUGUGAACUCACCUGGAGCUACAGAUACAGUUGCUAAACCAGAAGCGGCCAACUCAAAGACUGGCGGUGAUAGCACCACAGGAAACAAGAAGUCCAAAGGCAAGGCAAAGAUGCAGCCAGCUGGUACCAGCUCUGCCGAUGGCGAAGACAAGGCUGUUGCCGAAUCGGAGAAUGGUAAACUCAAUGGUAAUAUCAACGAUUCCAAGGAUGUCUCUUCAGUAACUCACCAGGCGGAAAAGAUGGAGGCCUACCUCGCCGCGCCAGCCAACCAGGGAUCUUCGGGAGACUCUGGGGUAAUCCCAGCUGCUGAACCGACCCCAUCAACUCCACCAUCUGUCCCUUCAAUUACCCCAAAAACACAAGGCUCCUCCCAGAAGAUGCCCGCCCAGGAAGUAAAUGAUCCCCAUAACCUCACUUCCAAUCAACAAACUCACGUUCCAGGUCACUCUCGCCGCUCUUCCGCUUCUACGCUAGUCGGAGAAGAGCGAGUGCUACCGUCUGGUUCUACCCCUCCUGCCCCUACUCACCCGGACUCCUCGCGAACCGUCUCUCCUGAUGAAGCACCCCAGCUCGACGCCACCCCGACUGUAGCACCCAAGAAGAAAAAGAAGAAACCAAAAAAGAAGAAGACCGCGCCCGUCCUCCCUUCAAUUGAUCCCAAUCCCCCCAGCGACGGGGACUAUCAUAACUAUAAUCCUUUUUCGUCCCAAAUGAGCCACAUAGAUGCUAUUCGUCGAGCUAACAAGUACGAUACUACCUCCUACUAUGCGGUUACAAACGCGCGAAUGGAGAGGGAUGCUGAAGAGAGCAGAAGGGCUGCUCGAGCCCUUGCGGAUCUGAAUGAUCAUGCUAGCUGA